Aphidius gifuensis is the source of this 867-nucleotide messenger RNA. RefSeq names its product palmitoyltransferase ZDHHC22-like. The record is from RefSeq and is a predicted model, not a curated record. Gene Ontology annotation, molecular function: protein-cysteine S-palmitoyltransferase activity. The transcript has a single exon. Gene Ontology annotation, cellular component: Golgi apparatus; endoplasmic reticulum. Gene Ontology annotation, biological process: protein targeting to membrane; peptidyl-L-cysteine S-palmitoylation. Lineage: Eukaryota; Metazoa; Arthropoda; Insecta; Hymenoptera; Braconidae. Bases 1 to 867 code for a protein of 288 amino acids.
AUGACAAAAAAAAUGGGAUUAUUGUUGUCAAGGAUGGCCAUAAAAUUUUGUCCAAUUUUGGCAUUAAUUUUUAGCAUCAUUGUUAAUUUUAUAACUCUAUACAUAAAUCAGUGUAUAUCUUUGAUUUUUUUAUUUACAUCAAUUCAAGUUUAUCUUAAUUGGUACUCAAUUUAUAAAUCAUCAUUAAAUACAACGACAAUAAGAGAUCCUGUGAAGCCAUCUGAAAUGAUUACAAUAAACAUGAUGACUUGUUAUGACAAAGAUGAUGAUAAUGAUGAUGAUGAUCAUCAAGAAUCAUCAAGAAUUAAAUGUUGGUACUGUGAUAAAUGUUGUGUUUAUACAUAUAAACCAACUCAACAUUGUAAUGCCUGUAAAAAAUGUUAUCAUUAUCGUAAUCAUCAUUGUUUUUUCAUUGGAACUUGUAUUUUACAAAUCAACAUGGGAAAUUUUAUUCUCAUUUGUUUUUACACAUCAAUGGCAUGUUUUUAUUCACUUAUUAUCAUUGGACCAUUUAUUUAUAAUAAUUAUUUAAAUGAAAUUAAUGAUAAUUAUUUAAUGAUAUUUUUAAAUUUUUGUUUUCCAAUGGCAUUUGCUAAAUUUUUAAUCAUCAAUCAUGAUAUUAAUAAUUUUCUUUUAAUAACAUAUUUUAAUAUUUUAUUUACUAUUUUUUUUCUUUGUUUUUUUUAUGGUAUUUAUAAAUUUAUUUGUUGUUUAACAGGUAAACAAUUUUAUUAUCCAUAUAAAAAACAACGAUAUGAUAUUUAUGCUAUUUUUGGUAAUUAUGGAUUGUUGAAUUUUUUAUUUCCAUUUAAUGGUUUAUUGGAAUCUAGGUGCAUUGAUGGAAAAUAUACUUUAAAAAAUAUUUAA